This is a messenger RNA of Mus pahari (shrew mouse), 6346 nucleotides long. It is a transcript of the gene Mtm1, whose product is annotated as myotubularin 1. Gene Ontology annotation, molecular function: phosphatidylinositol-3,5-bisphosphate 3-phosphatase activity. The transcript is spliced from 10 exons. The record is from RefSeq and is a predicted model, not a curated record. Lineage: Eukaryota; Metazoa; Chordata; Mammalia; Rodentia; Muridae. Bases 1 to 1404 code for a protein of 467 amino acids. Gene Ontology annotation, cellular component: plasma membrane. Gene Ontology annotation, biological process: muscle cell cellular homeostasis; dephosphorylation; mitochondrion distribution.
AUGAAGAGAAGUUUAACGUGGAUGGGUGGACUGUUUAUAAUCCAGUUGAAGAAUAUAGAAGGCAGCAUCAGACUCAGCAUCUGUUUGGCCGUGGUACAUAGGGCCAGACCUAAAGAAAAGGGCCUGCCCAAUCAUCAUUGGAGGAUAAGUUUUAUUAACAAGUGCUAUGAACUCUGUGAGACAUACCCUGCCCUUUUGGUGGUUCCCUAUCGGACCUCAGAUGAUGACCUUAGGAGAAUUGCAACUUUUAGAUCCCGAAAUCGGAUUCCUGUACUGUCGUGGAUUCACCCAGAAAACAAAAUGGUCAUUAUGCGCUGCAGUCAGCCUCUUGUCGGUAUGAGUGGUAAAAGAAAUAAAGAUGAUGAGAAAUACCUGGAUGUGAUCAGGGAAACUAACAAACAAACUUCUAAGCUCGUGAUUUAUGAUGCGCGACCCAGUGUAAAUGCAGUCGCCAACAAGGCAACCGGAGGAGGAUAUGAAAGUGAUGAUGCAUAUCAAAACUCAGAACUUUCUUUCUUAGNCAUUCAUAAUAUUCACGUUAUGCGAGAAUCUUUAAAAAAAGUGAAAGAUAUUGUUUAUCCCAACAUAGAAGAAUCUCAUUGGUUGUCCAGUUUGGAGUCUACUCAUUGGUUAGAACAUAUCAAGCUUGUUCUGACUGGUGCCAUUCAAGUUGCAGACAAAGUUUCUUCAGGGAAGAGCUCAGUACUUGUACACUGCAGUGACGGAUGGGACAGGACUGCUCAGCUGACAUCCUUGGCCAUGCUAAUGCUGGACAGUUUCUACAGAAGUAUUGAAGGCUUUGAGAUUUUGGUACAGAAAGAGUGGAUAAGUUUCGGACAUAAAUUUGCAUCUAGAAUAGGUCAUGGUGAUAAAAACCAUGCUGAUGCUGACCGAUCUCCUAUUUUUCUUCAGUUUAUUGACUGUGUGUGGCAGAUGUCGAAACAGUUCCCCACAGCUUUUGAGUUCAAUGAACGCUUUUUGAUUACCAUUUUGGAUCACUUGUAUAGCUGUCGAUUUGGUACUUUCUUAUUCAACUGUGAAUCUGCUCGAGAAAGACAGAAACUUACAGAAAGAACAGUUUCUGUGUGGUCGCUAAUUAACAGCAAUAAAGACAAAUUCAAAAACCCCUUCUAUACAAAAGAAAUCAAUCGGGUUUUAUAUCCAGUUGCCAGUAUGCGUCACUUGGAACUGUGGGUGAAUUAUUACAUUCGAUGGAAUCCCAGGAUCAAGCAGCAACAGCCCAACCCAGUGGAGCAGCGUUACAUGGAGCUUUUGGCCUUGCGUGAUGAUUAUAUAAAGAGGCUCGAGGAAUUGCAGCUGGCCAACUCUACCAAGCUUGCUGAUGCCCCCACUUCGCCUUCCAGUUCUUCACAGAUGCUGCCCCAUGUGCAAACUCACUUCUGAGGGGAUCUCUGGCACUGCACUUGAACUCAUAGCUAAGUGAGAUAGCUGGCUUUCAUUCUAGGCAUGUGUAUGUACAAAGUAGAUUUAAAGUAUCUGACUCCAUUUAGAAGUUGAACUAACAUCUUUGACUUUGGAGUAUGUGCCUUCUGUAAUACAUAUUACAAGAAAUCUAUGGUGUCUGUGUGGCAAUCAUAAGGAAAGAGUCAAGAGGGGGUUCUGAAAAAUCCUCACACUUUUUUUACAAAGCACUUUUGCAAAGAUAAAAGUUAAAUUUAAUUUACCUCUAUAUAAAUUCUACAUAUACAGUAUGUAUUUUAUGGGCUUAAUUGAAAUAUUAUUUUAAAUCCAGGGGGGAUAUUUGUUUGUAAAAUGUAUUUUCCUCCAGCUGCUUACAAUAGUUGCUUUGGAUUAUCUAAAAUUAAUCCAAAUGUGAAAGAUGGGUAUUACUGCCAAAGCCAAAUUGCACUCUGCUUCUUCAGCAAAUUCCAAGAGCAAGGCAUUUAAAGAAUUGCCAAUUUUUAUUUUACCCUAAGUGGUAAGGUAAAAAGAAACAUGAGCAUUUCAUCAUUUUGAAUUUUUGAAAAUAAAAUGUUCUCCCAUAAUUUUUUCAAAAGAAGCACAUUUUUAUAUUUAAAAAAGUGAUAAGGUUUGAUUUUUUUCCCCUCAACAUUCUCAGCUUUGCUUUCUAAAUUAUCCCAUGAUUUUGUCUAACACUGAGUCAUACUCAGGUUGAAGGAAACCCAUAAACAGCACUGUGUGAGGAGCUGGCUGUCUUCUGCUGCUUAGAGGAAUAUGUUCGCAAACAUGCCUCUAGUCAAUUCAGCUUAUCUGCUGAAGUGUAGGGGCACCGUCUUGAAUGGAUGAGCUAUGGCUAGGGCAUCUUUCUUUACAGUAAUGCCCCAGGUGUAUAUUUAAAGUAUUCUGUUUAUGUAUCUCUGUUUAAAUGGUGUUGGGUUCCCACCCCCACAUGCGUGCACAAAAACUUGUUCUGCACAUUAUUACUUGAAGUACUGGGCAAUUUGCUUUUUCAGGUUUUUUUUUUUCAUUUUGUUUUGUAGUAUGAAAUGAAAUUUUAAAUGCACAGUUCUAUUUGAUAUCUGAACUAAUUCAUUUAAUAAAUAUAUUUGUAAAAGCUAAAGUUAAAUCAAUUAAUGUUUUACAGUGAUUUGUAAAGGAUUAUUUAUAGCUAAUAUGGUUUUGUUUUCAGUGAAUUAAGAGAGAUUACAUUUAUCUUUGUAAAUUAUUUUAUGUCAUAGCUUAAUGACCUACCAAAUGAGAUAUCUCAAAUAUAAUAGUAUAAUGUAUGGAUUUUAUAAGUAUAAAAAUUAUUAGAUAUUCUUUUGCUUUUUGUAAACACUGUAAAUAUUUCAUAAAUUAAAAUGUGUCACUCCAUAAGAAGAAAAAAAAAUAAUACUAAUAGUUCACAGGAAUUUGUGAAAUUUCAUGAAAAUAUUUUCAUGGCAAUAAAUAUUAAAAGACCUGCUGUAAUAAAUAUUAACUAAAACCUAACAGUAUUUCCAGGGCUAUAACUGUGUGUUUAAGAUGUGCACAGUGUCCAUCUUAUUUGCUCACUUGCUUUUUCUGGAUCUACUUCACUUUGUUUGUCACAGUAACAAUAUCUGUUUUCUUUUGUUGUAAUUGUUGUCUGACCUGAAGUCUCAUAUAGCCCAGUUGUCAUCCAGUGCACUGUGUCACCAAAACUGGCCUGGAACCCCUGAUCCUCCCUCGUCUAUCUCUUAGUCAUGCACUACCACAGCCAGCUUAUUUCCACAAAUGAAUGUACUCUUCUUGAUGGACAGACCUAGAAACCUUUAGGAAAGUGCACCCUAAGCAUGCACACACCAGGAAAAAGAGGAGAGAAAACGCCUCACCUUGUCAAGCAGUCUCAAGUUCCCAGGCUGUUUACUAUGUAGCUGAGCUGACCUUUGGCUUCUUGAUCCUCCUGUCUCUAGUUCUUAAACACUAGAAGAUGCUACCAUGCCCAGUUUUUAUGCAAUGCUGGGGGUUUAAUAUAGAGACUCUACUGACUAAGCCACAUCCUCUACCAACAAAGGACUUGCUAAUCAUGUAUGUAUGAGGCAUAAUCAUUCAUGGUGAUUUAAAAAUAACUGGCUAUGAAGACAAACAUCUAGAGCUUGAAAUCAGUUUACAUUUAUACCAUAGUGAAGAUAAAUAAGUAAGCCUGUAGAGUAGAUAAAUCCAGAAGUCUAAUGUACAACAUAAGGGCUUAUUAUUUGAAAUUUGUUCUUAGAAGUCUUGUAAAAAAAAAAAAAAAGAAAGGAUAAUUAUGAGAUUUUCUUGAAUGUGAUAACCAUCUCAUUAUAAAUCUGUCAAAAACCUACUGUUUGCCAUAAAUGUACAGUAUAGAAAAAAUUCAUAAAGACUCUGUUAAAAAGUCAAAUGAACUCAAGCAAGCCUUUCAUCAGGAGUAUACAUUGAAGCUACAGUGAAGCACUCUGCUGCACCUUUUAUCAUAAGCCUUGUUUUAUCCAGAAAUCGACCCUAGAACCUGAGAAGUACUUUACCACUGAGCCACAACCCCAACUUUUUAAUAUUUUACUUUGAAAUAAGAUCUUACUAAGCUGCCCAAGUAAAUUUGGGAUUUAUAUAAUCUUUAUGCCUCUGCCUCAUAAAUAGCUGGAUUAUAGACACCCCCCACCCUUGCCCCAGGCCUUGCCAUCUUACAAGCAUUUAAAAGUCUACGAGUCAGAUGCAUUGAUGAGUAGGAGCUUUGGUGUAAUACUUGAAAAACAGUUGGUAUUACCUGGUAAGUCAAAUGGUACCCUUUGACAUAGUAUUUCUACUUUUGAGGAAUGAGAAAAAUCCAUGCCAUGUUUAGAGAAGCAUUGUUUGGCAUAGCCAGGAACAAGCUAGGAAUAAGGAUCCACCUACAGUAGGCCAUAUAGGCUAUGGCACACUCUUAACAACAUAAUACUGUACACUAGGAUAAAACUGCCAUGUGGUGGUGGCCAAAUAUCAUAUAGAUGCAUUCCAUAAGCAUGGUAACUGAAAGAAACCAGACACAGAGACUAUAUCAUUUUAAUCAUGUAAGUUCAAAAGUAAUGUUCAAAAAUAUAUGGAUAGUAAAACAGAAGCAACUCAUCACAAAACAACAGACCAGAGUAGAAGCAUCUGGUACAUGAACUAGGAUGUAGUGUAUAUAGAAUUCAAAGAAAAUUGACAUACCUAGAUUUCAGUAUGCCCAAGCCUGGCACAAAAUGACAAAGAAGUAGGUGGGGCCAUGUAUGAAAGGUUGAUUUCAGGGCACUGGGCUGAACAUGAAAAGGGAGUUGGAGGCUACUAUGUAUGGUGACUGAAGGUAUAUGAAGGCAGGUUACAGAUUUUAGAAAAACCAGUAGCCUGUGGAUAGAAAGAUGAGAUGGGAAAAAAACAGUGCAGCUUGAGGUCUCAGCUUUUCUAGGUUUCCAGAGUAGGAGUGCUUAAGUGUAGACUGGGAUUUCAGUUUCCUUUUCUGACACAGGGCAUGCCAAUAGUGAAUCAACUGUGGUAGUUCUAAGAUGGAUUUGAGACUUUCUGUGUUUGAUGAAGUGUCUGGCACCAUGCUUAAAUUUAAGUCUAGAUUCAUAAAAGAAGAAAAACACAUGGGGAGAAAAUCCAAAGAUAGGGAAAAUUGUUCAGGUUGGAUGCUAGGGGGUCCCUCACAGGCAUACUGGAAAGCAGUUUCAUUGGGGCAGAAGUCAAAUACGAGUCAUUUAAAAGAUCAGACUGUGGCUGUGCACACCUUUAAUCCCAGCACCCUGGGGGCAGAGGCAAGUGGAUCUCAGUGUGUUCAAGGCUAACCUGGUCUACAGAAUGAGUUCCAGGACAGCCAGGGCUACAUAGAGAAACCCUGUCUCAGGGAUGGGAGGAAUCCAGGGGGACUAAGGAGAACAAAAUUGAGGGACCUUCAGAUGGGAAAAUUAUUGCUUUCCCAUCAGGAACCACUUUAGCAAUAUUAAGACUGGAAGAAACUGAGGUAGCCCAUGUUAUGGACUCUGGCAAGGAGCUGUGGUACUAAAGACAAAGAAUUUAAAUAGAAUUAACACAAGUUCCUAAGUGUCAUUCAACAAGUGUCACCUUCCACAAAACUUUCCUUCCACUUGUAACUGGCCAGACUGUUAGUCACACAUAUCUCUUGCUUUCUAUUUAAACCCUACCCUCAUGUCAGUACCCCAAAGAUAGACUUUGUGGGCAUGGGCUCCUGGAUGUCUUUGUCCCUCUUGCCAGUGUGGCCACUUUAAACAUCUGCUUUUCACUAUGAAUUUGGCUCUUUUGUUGGGGAUGGGUAGCUGAAACUGACUUGUUGGGACAAAGGCUGAGGCCCCUCAAUCUGGUAACACCCUCUUUCUCAGAUCUUCUACUCUAAGAUCCACUCCCCUUAUGGUAUAUGCCAUUCUCAGUUGAAACUGUGUGCUGUGUGUCUUUCUUCCUCGGCUUCUUGGCUGUAAUGUACAACAGGGUUUCUGACAUGUGAUUAGCAUACAGUCUAUAUUCAUUUGAAUCCAUGCAUGGGUGAAAGGAUGAUCAGGAAGUGUUAGAGAGUUGUUUAUAAAGAAAGGAACAAGAAUGGAUAAUUUGUGAGCGAUUAUACCAGAAAAAAAGUGGGCUUUAGGGAGGAAAAGAAGCCCAUGGAGAACAAAGUCACCUAUAGGAAAACGUGGUAGUGUGUAAGACAAGGCUCCAGAGUGAGGCUGAGCUGCAGAGCACAGGCUGAGAAUAAGGAGAAUAGCUCAGCAGGCUAUCCACUUAGGCCAGUGCACAGGGAGAGGAAUGGAAUUUGUUAAAUUAUUUUUUCUUUUAUUGAAAAUAGAUUUUUUUCCACAUAAUAUAUCCUGAUUGCAGUUUACCCUCCCAUUACUCCCCCAGAAUUUUCUUCCCUCCACUCCUAUCCAGAUACAUACCCCUUCUCUCUCUCAUUAAAAAAAACAAACAUGUUUCUAAG